CAGACCCCGUUUGAAACAUUAACAGGCGGCUGUGGGAUUGAGAAUGCAUCUAACACCACAUUUUCUGGUGUCCUAGUACCGCGCAUUAUGUCGUGAGUGCGCGCGUGUGACUCGCACUCUCCAUUGUGCUCGGUCCCUGCGCUGCGUGACCGUUCGUGAAAGGUGAGCGGUGCUGUUGGGAGCUCUUGCACAACUCUCCAGCCGAACCUGGAGAACAGCCAUGAACAGUCCGCUGAGCCCUUCUCCGUCCCGAUGGUUCAAAGCGAUGCGAAGGACCAGGCUGGGGGAGCCCUGUCUGAAGACGUACCCUCUUGAGUGUGUGGAUGUGCUGAGGAGGGCGAGAGUCGCCUUUCGAGCAGGACGGACCAUCACAGAGGUCUUCAGACUGGCUCAGCUGGAGGCUGUGGUGCGGAUGCUUGAGGAACACGAGUGUGACUUUGUGGAUGCUCUUGGAAGGGACCUCCAUAAGCCAAUGUUUGAGACAGUUGUGUCAGAAUUGAUUCUGGUCAAGAAUGAAGCACUUCAUGCCAUCAACAACCUGAAGAAGUGGAUGCAGCCGCAGCACGUGGAAAAGAACCUGUCCACCACGUUGGAUGAGUGUCUUAUAUUGAGUGAGCCGCUGGGGGUGGUGUUUAUCAUGGGGACCUGGUGCAGUCCAGUCCAAACGUGUCUGGUGCCGCUGGUAGGGGCCAUCGCAGCAGGAAACUGUGCAAUCAUCAGCCCCUGUGAGUGCACCGCUCACACAGCAGAGCUUCUUCAUCGUCUCAUCCCCUUCUACUUGGACAAUGAAUGUUUCCAUGGGAUUCUGGCUGGCACGAUUGACUUGCCUGAAGUUGUGGAACUUAAAUUCGACCAUGUCUUUUUUACAGGCAGCAGGGAGGAGGGAAGCAGAAUUGCUCGGGCUGCAGCGAGUACAAUCACACCCGCCACCCUGAUUUUAGGUGGCAAGAACCCGUGUUAUGUGGACCAACACUGUGACAUUUCCAUCACCGCACAACGCAUCGCUUGGGCAUGUUUUCACAACGCUGGACAGAGCUUGGUGGCUCCUGGCUACAUCCUGUGCCACACGGAUGUCCAACCACGGCUGGUACAGGCCCUGAAGUGCUGCUUGAUGCAGUUCUACGGCUCUGAUCCCAGAGAGUCCCGCAGUUAUGGCCGCAUGGUCAAUCUAGAGAUCUUCAACCGUACAAGAGACAUGCUGUGGAGAUCUGGCAAGGUGGCUGUGGGUGGCCAAGUGAUAGAAGCAGAGAAAUAUAUCGCCCCAACGAUUUUGACGGGGGUGACAGAAUCAGAUUCCAUCAUGCAACAGGACAUUUUUGGCCCAGUUCUUCCUGUUCUGACUGUAAACAAUAUGGAGGAAGCAAUUGCCUUAAUUAAUAAGCAGGAGAAAGCCCUCUGUGUGUAUGCAUAUUCCAGCAACAGCAAGGUCAUCUCAAGGCUAAUGAGUGAGACCUCUAGUGGAAGCUUCUGCUCCAAUGACAGCAUCCUGCAGAGUCUGAUGGUGGCUCUGCCAUUCGGUGGAGUUGGUUCCAGUGGAAUGGGUUCCUACCAUGGCCGCAACAGCUUUGAUACCUUCUCUCACAGGAAGUCAUGCCUGCUAAGAGGCACGCGGUUUGAGUGUGUAACCUAUCUGCGUUAUCCACCCUAUGAGGACCGCAAUCUGUCUCUAAUGACAUGGGCCAGUACCCUGUCCCAGAAGAGCCAGGGCUGGUGCCAGAUCCUGUGACGGCGUGGGAGGGUGAUAACAGAGCCAUGUUGGAGGAAAGCCGAGUGUCCCUGAAGUCCUGACGGGCAAAUUUAUUAAAAAUACAUGAGAACAAAACCUAGUGGGCUGCAGCCAUAUCUAUCAGAGGGAGAGCAAUAUAAAUAGUGGUUGUUCAAUCCCUGGGUGAUGACAAUUAAAACCCAACAAGACCAAGAGAUGUUCUGCAGUAUUUGAAGAUCUCAGCUGCAGUACAACCAACUCAAAGUGUGCCUGUUUGAUGAAUGCAAAACAAAGAUGUACAUGUAUUGACUGAAUGGUUUAAGAUUUUGCCACAGUGAAGUUUAUUACUGCCUUUAUUGUCACAUGCUAAGAAGAAAGUUGCAUCAAAAUAAGAACAAUUUUGCACCACAUGUUUUUAUUGAUAUAUUUACAAUAACAGUUAAAUCUCUGCAACACCAAGCAUCCCCAAAAAUUAUUCUUCAAGUGGGAUCUGGUCAUUCGGGUCUUUUGUAGAUUGUCUCCUCGUUGCCGUCUUUCAUUGCUGCAUAUCUGGCCGCGGUGAACAAGUAGUCGCUUAAUCUGAGUAAAAAUGUUGGGACAAUUAUCGAAUGUGCAACAGAGAAACCCAUGUUGUCAUAUUAAUUUUUAAAGCACUGGACUGACCUGUUCAGAAACUUGGCAACAUCCGGAUCGGCCUCGCCUGUUCUUACAAUUGGAGCAACACUAGAACAAGGACAAAGAUCUAUCAGAACCUGCUGAGCCGCAAAAGCAAGACAAUGGGGGUCAUUUUAUGCAACGGACCUGCGUUCUGCCCUCCGACACACUGUCCGAGCCAAGUGCAAAGCGGCGCUGCCCUUCCCUCCUGACUGUGAAACGCAUAGCAAAAGUAUCAGUGCAACAAGAAAACCUGGGCCAUCAUUAGACCUGUAUCUCACAAAUGGGCUUACAGGUAAUAUGAAGUUGGUCAGUGGAGGGAGUUCUUCUGUAAAUUUAUCAAUCCAGUUUUCCAGGUCUGCAAUUGGCUGUGCAGUAAAUGUAGUUUUCUCUGACAAAAACGGAACAGAAAAAAAUAAACCCAUGAGAUCUUCAAGAGAAGGCAAUAUUGUACUGCAUUAAACAAGCCAGCAAGCGCAUACUUAUGUGACUUUCUCUUGCAGACGAUCGAGGCGUGGCAAUAUUGGAGCCCACAUCUUGUAAAAUGCACUGUAUCUGCAAUGAAUGAAGCAAAAAUACUGUCAUGAAUCUUAUAUCUGGCUCAUGUACAAUGUC
Messenger RNA from Anarrhichthys ocellatus (wolf-eel), 2974 nucleotides. RefSeq names its product aldehyde dehydrogenase 3 family, member B4 (gene aldh3b4). The record is from RefSeq and is a predicted model, not a curated record. Gene Ontology annotation, biological process: aldehyde metabolic process. Gene Ontology annotation, cellular component: cytoplasm. Gene Ontology annotation, molecular function: aldehyde dehydrogenase (NAD+) activity; 3-chloroallyl aldehyde dehydrogenase activity. NCBI's taxonomy places the organism in Eukaryota, Metazoa, Chordata, Actinopteri, Perciformes, Anarhichadidae. The transcript is spliced from 10 exons. The coding region runs from base 221 to 1726 and encodes 501 amino acids.